AUGGCCGAAAGAACUGUACACGAAUCAAAGACACAUGUUAAAGACGAGACAAAACACAUAGAAGACGAGGUGACAAAAUUACGAGACAAUGUUGUGCCGUGUUUGGUGAUUGGUGCAAACGCAUCGUCAGGGAACGACAAAACAGCUAAAACCAUGGCUAAUGACACAGACAGAACACCUAUUGUGGAAUCACCUAUUCCCAAUCAAAAUUACAAUGUGCCGCCUUCUUUUCCACCAAACGAGCAAUAUUACGAUACGACACCUAGAGUAGCAAGUGACACAAACUACGUCAAUACAGUUAUGCCAACCGGCAUGGCCGAUGACACAGGCGAUUCACGCCAUUCAAAUUUUACUCAUAUUAGUAACCAAAAUCAGCACCCACCCCAAAGGAACCGUAGUGACGGUGGUUGGUGGAACCAUCCGUCCGCACCGCGACACAAUACGAUGCCUGUGCGCGAAAUAUAUUCAAAUGGAAACGUGUAUGACGGUAGGAACAACCGCAGAAAUUCGUGGAAUAAUAAUAAUAAUAACAAUAAUAAUUAUCACCCAUAUCAAAAUGGUAACUACAAGCAAAAUGAAAAUCACAGACAGUACAACAACAGCAAUAGGAGAUGUGAGAAUAAUCGGUACAACCCGGGCUACUUUGACAGGAACAUUCCAUAUAACAGACAUAAUUACCACCAAAACAAUAAAAAUCCCAACAAUCACCGACAGAAUAUGUGGAACACACAAAAUUCACGCAUGACAAAUCAUAACCCUCCACGGAAUCCGCCGCCGUUCCCCAGUACAGUUAUGCACUCCCCGCCACGAAGUAGCAAUAACAAUUGCAGCGCGCCAUCAGCUGACGCGUGGGCGCCAACCGGCCGAAAUGUAAACAUAGUGGAGCUGGUCAAUGAACCCGGCCAAACACAGCAGACGACGGAAAACAGUCGACGACCGAGCUAA
Molecule: messenger RNA, 945 nt
Organism: Schistocerca serialis cubense
Lineage: Eukaryota; Metazoa; Arthropoda; Insecta; Orthoptera; Acrididae
Product: homeobox protein 2-like
Exons: 3
Coding region: 1-945 (314 amino acids)
Source: RefSeq, a predicted model, not a curated record